UCAUGUCUCCAACACAUGCACCAUGCACAUGGCACACAUCAAGGGCAAUCAGACUGUUCAUGUGCUGCCACAGGCAAUGAUAGGAGCAUUUUUAAGGUUUUGAGCUGUGCUCUCAAUAGGCUGCAAUCUAGCAGGCCUCUCCGAGAACUAAGGGAAGUUGCCAAGGGAGUUACAAAACAGAUUGGCAGGACGAUGCAUGAACUAGCUGCAAAAGUCGACGAGUAUGCUCGUGGAAUGAUCAGUGGGUCUGGUUCAACCCUGUUUGAGGAGCUCGGCCUCUACUAUAUUGGCCCAGUCGAUGGCCACAACAUGGAUGAUCUCAUCACCAUUCUUAGAGAGGUAAAGAGCACCAACACAACAGGUCCCAUCCUCAUCCAUGUUGUGACUGAGAAAGGCCAGGGUUAUCCAUAUGCAGAAAGGGCCGCCGACAAGUAUUAUGGUGUCGUCAAGUUCGAUCCAGCAACCGGAAAGCAAUUCAAAAGCAGCACUCCGACUUAGUCCUACACCACCAAUUUUGCAGAGGCAUUGAUAGCUGAAGUAGAGUAGGAUAAAGACAUUGUUGCGAUCCAUGCAGCAAUGGGAGGAGGAACUGACAUGAAUCUCUUUCUUCGCCGCUUUCUAAUGCAUUGCUUCGAUGUUGGGAUUGCGGAGCAGCAUGCAGUCACAUUCGCUGCUGGCCUAGCCUGUGAAGGUUUAAAGCCCUUCCGUGCUAUCUACUCAUCGUUCUUGUAGCGGGCAUAUGAUCAGGCAAG
Molecule: messenger RNA, 752 nt
Organism: Magnolia sinica
Lineage: Eukaryota; Viridiplantae; Streptophyta; Magnoliopsida; Magnoliales; Magnoliaceae
Product: 1-deoxy-D-xylulose-5-phosphate synthase 1, chloroplastic-like
Exons: 3
Coding region: 16-498 (160 amino acids)
Biological process (GO): terpenoid biosynthetic process
Molecular function (GO): 1-deoxy-D-xylulose-5-phosphate synthase activity
Source: RefSeq, a predicted model, not a curated record